Molecule: messenger RNA, 3723 nt
Organism: Monodelphis domestica (gray short-tailed opossum)
Lineage: Eukaryota; Metazoa; Chordata; Mammalia; Didelphimorphia; Didelphidae
Source: RefSeq, a predicted model, not a curated record
AGGAGGAGGGGGAGGAGCCCUUCAGCCCCGCUGCUCUCUGCUGGGGGUUGGGGCUAGCUUUCCCCGCGCGAGUCUCCCUGGCAAGUGCCCCCGAUAGUGAGGCCCACCAUGCUGGCGCUGCCGAGGCUGCUGCGCUCUUGCUGGGGCAUCUUCGUGCUCUUCUGGACGGCGUUUCUGAACAUCACGCUGGUGGAUGUGGUCGGCUCGGAGCAGCAGAUCCCCCUCUCAGUGGUGAAGCUCUGGGCCUCUGCCUUCGGUGGGGAUGAAUCCAUCGCAGCCAAGUAUUCAGGUUCCCAGCUUCUGCAGAAGAAAUACAAAGAAUAUGAGAAGGAUGUGGCAAUAGAAGAAAUUGAUGGCCUCCAGUUGGUGAAAAAGCUGGCAAAGAACAUGGAGGAGAUGUUCCAUAAGAAGUCAGAAGCAGUCAGGCGUCUCGUGGAAGCUGCAGAGGAGGCUCACCUGAAACACGAAUUUGAUGCUGACUUACAGUAUGAAUAUUUCAAUGCAGUCCUGAUUAAUGAGCAAGAUGAGGAAGGAAAAUAUUUGGAGCUGGGGAAGGAAUUCAUCUUGGUUCCAAAUGAUCAUUUUAACAACUUGCCUGUCAACAUUAGCCUGAGUGAUGUUCAAGUUCCAACCAACAUGUACAACAAGGAUCCCGCAAUUGUCAAUGGCGUAUACUGGUCGGAGUCUUUAAACAAAGUGUUUGUAGAUAAUUUUGACCGGGACCCUUCUCUCAUAUGGCAGUAUUUUGGAAGUGCAAAGGGCUUCUUUAGACAGUAUCCAGGUAUUAAAUGGGAACCAGAUGAGAAUGGAGUCAUUGCUUUUGACUGCAGAAACCGAAAAUGGUAUAUCCAAGCUGCCACUUCUCCAAAAGAUGUCGUUAUCUUAGUGGACGUGAGUGGCAGCAUGAAAGGGCUUCGCUUGACCAUUGCCAAGCAAACAGUAUCUUCGAUUUUGGAUACCCUGGGAGACGAUGACUUCUUCAACAUCAUUGCUUAUAAUGAAGAACUCCACUAUGUCGAACCGUGCUUGAAUGGGACCUUAGUCCAGGCAGACAGGACCAACAAGGAGCAUUUCAGAGAACACCUGGACAAGCUUUGUGCCAAAGGAAUUGGGAUGCUGGACAUUGCUUUGAACGAGGCCUUCAGUGUGCUCAGUGAAUUCAACCACACCGGCCAGGGAAGCAUCUGUAGCCAGGCAAUAAUGCUCAUUACCGAUGGGGCCGUAGAUACCUACGAUACAAUCUUUGCAAAGUAUAAUUGGCCAGAAAGGAAGGUCCGCAUCUUUACAUAUCUGAUAGGAAGAGAAGCCGCAUUUGCUGACAACCUCAAAUGGAUGGCCUGUGCCAACAAAGGCUUUUUCACUCAGAUCUCCACUUUGGCUGAUGUUCAAGAGAAUGUCAUGGAGUAUCUACAUGUGUUGAGCCGGCCAAAGGUUAUUGACCAGGAGCAUGAUGUGGUCUGGACUGAAGCAUACAUCGACAGCACUCUUCCCCAGGCACAAAAGCUUGCUGAUGAUCAGGGGCUGGUCUUGAUGACGACAGUCGCCAUGCCUGUGUUCAGCAAGCAAAAUGAAACUAGAUCAAAAGGGAUUCUGCUUGGAGUGGUUGGCACUGAUGUCCCAGUGAAGGAGCUCCUGAAGACCAUUCCUAAAUAUAAGUUGGGGAUUCACGGUUAUGCUUUUGCGAUCACCAACAAUGGCUACAUCCUGACUCAUCCUGAACUCAGGCCUUUGUAUGAAGAAGGAAAAAAGCGGAGGAAACCCAACUAUAGCAGCGUUGACCUUUCGGAAGUGGAAUGGGAAGACCGGGAUGAUGUGCUCAGAAAUGCCAUGGUGAAUCGGAAGACGGGGAAAUUUUCCAUGGAGGUCAAGAAGACAGUGGACAAAGGGAAACGGGUUUUGGUGAUGACAAAUGACUACUAUUACACUGACAUCAAGGGCACGCCUUUCAGUUUAGGUGUGGCUCUCUCUAGAGGACAUGGGAAAUAUUUCUUCAGAGGGAACGUAACCAUAGAAGAAGGCCUGCACGACUUAGAACAUCCUGACGUGUCCUUGGCAGAUGAAUGGUCUUAUUGCAACACAGACUUACAGCCUGAACACCGACAGCUGUCCCAAUUGGAUGCUAUUAAGCUCUACCUCAAAGGAAAAGAGCCACUUCUUCAGUGUGACAAAGAAUUAAUCCAGGAAGUUCUCUUUGAUGCUGUAGUGAGUGCCCCCAUCGAAGCUUACUGGACCAGCCUCGCGCUCAACAAAUCAGAGAACUCCGACAAGGGCGUCGAGGUCGCCUUCCUCGGCACCCGGACCGGCCUCUCCAGGAUCAACCUGUUUGUGGGUGCCGAGCAGCUCACCAACCAAGACUUCCUGAAAGCUGGAGAUAAGGAGAAUAUUUUCAAUGCUGAUCACUUUCCACUCUGGUACAGAAGAGCAGCUGAGCAGAUUCCAGGCAGCUUUGUCUACUCCAUCCCAUUCAGCGUCGGAGCCGUAAAUAAAAGCAAUGUGGUGACUGCGAGUACUUCCAUCCAACUCCUCGAUGACAGGAAAUCACCAGUGGUAGCAGCUGUAGGCAUUCAGAUGAAACUCGAAUUUUUCCAGCGGAAGUUCUGGACUGCCAGCAGACAGUGCGCCUCUCUGGAUGGCAGGUGCUCCAUUAGCUGUGAUGAUGAAACCAUUAAUUGUUACCUGAUCGAUAAUAACGGCUUCAUCCUGGUGGCUGAAGACUACAUGCAGACUGGAAACUUUUUUGGUGAGGUCGAGGGAGCUGUGAUGAACAAAUUGUUAACAAUGGGCUCCUUUAAGAGGAUUACACUUUAUGACUACCAGGCUAUGUGCAGAACCAACAAAGAGAGCACUGACCGGGCUCACAGUUUAUUAGAUCCUUAUAAUGCCUUCUUUGCGGCUGUUAAAUGGAUAAUGACGGAACUGAUCUUGUUUCUGGUGGAAUUUAACUUGUGCAGUUGGUGGCACUCAGAAACCACAGCCAAAGCCCAAAGGUUGAAACAAACUCUGGAACCCUGUGACACAGAAUAUCCAGCCUUCGUCUCGGAGCGUACCAUCAAGGAGACGACGGGCAACAUUGCAUGCGAAGACUGCUCCAAGUCCUUUGUCAUCCAGCAGAUCCCAAGCAGCAAUCUGUUCAUGGUGGUGGUCGAUAACCAAUGUGCCUGUGAUUCGGUGUCACCCAUUACCAUGGCUCCAAUUGAAAUCAGGUAUAAUGAAUCCCUUAAGUGUGAACGCUUGAAAUCCCAGAAAAUCAGAAGGCGGCCAGAAUCCUGUCAUGGCUUUCAUCCUGAAGAGAAUGCAAGAGAAUGUGGGGGAGCCCUGGGUCUCUGUGCCAAGCCUGUCCUCCUUGUGAUCCCUCUGCUUCUGAUGCUUUUCUCAAGGUGACACUGACUGGUUUGUUCCCUUGGCAUGCUAAUUAAUUACAUGGAUAAACUGUGAACUGAAAUAUGGUGCAACAUAGACGACAGGAAAUAUAGUCCAACCAUCAGCAUUUCAUGAUUUUAACUGUGCGUGAUAUAAACUCUUAAAGAUAAUGUCAAGAAAAAAAAAAGGUUAUCUUUUUACUUUGCCAGUCAUGCAAAUGUGCAGUUGCCAUAUGAUAAUCUCACUUCAUCCGAAACAGGACAUCCAUUGGUAGACAGACAGGGGGUAGUCUUUCUCUGCUUUGUCCCAUUGACACCAACGGACACCUGUGUAAUUUUUAAAUAAAGCAUAUUAAAAUCAUCA